This is a messenger RNA of Funneliformis mosseae, 594 nucleotides long. The record is from the annotation of a GenBank genome assembly. NCBI's taxonomy places the organism in Eukaryota, Fungi, Glomeromycota, Glomeromycetes, Glomerales, Glomeraceae.
AUGUCUAAUGGUCUAAUGGAUAUAAUGGAUGCAGAAAUUGUAAAUAAAUCUCAUUCUCAUGCUCCUGAAUUUUCAUUACAAGCUCUCUCUAUUGUGUGGACUGUUAGUCAAACACCUACUUUAAUUGUUAAAUUUAAUUCCUUAUCGAAAAUUACGGAUAAGCGAAUAGUUACGCAUGAUGAAUACUUAUUAUUAUUACAAAAUGAUAACAAUUCCGUUUAUAAUUAUCAAUUAUUUGAUUUUAAUUCACUUCAUGAGACAUACUUGGUCAAGGGUCCCGAUUCUUCCGAUAAUGUCAUCGAUGAGGAAGCCACUUCAUCUGAUGAUGAUAUUGUUUCUUCGCAUGAUGUUGAAAUUGAGAAUUCCACGAAUCAUAUUAUCAUUGAAAAUAUUUUCAUAAAAAAGUUUUUGGGAGGAAUCUUAACAAUCAAAGAUCUAAACGAGAAUUCCACCGUAAGCCAAUUGAAGAAUAAAAUUUAUGAAGUCGAAGGAAUUUCACCGGAUGAUCAAUGUUUAAUUAUCGGGAACAUUUUCAUAAAAAGACUUUCCGGAGAGACCAUAACGUUUAGAAACAUAACGCGAAUACCUCCGUAA